Molecule: messenger RNA, 720 nt
Organism: Xenopus laevis (African clawed frog)
Lineage: Eukaryota; Metazoa; Chordata; Amphibia; Anura; Pipidae
Gene: cdnf.L
Product: cerebral dopamine neurotrophic factor L homeolog
Exons: 4
Coding region: 84-590 (168 amino acids)
Biological process (GO): signal transduction; neuron projection development; dopaminergic neuron differentiation
Cellular component (GO): extracellular region; endoplasmic reticulum
Source: RefSeq, a predicted model, not a curated record
UGAAUUGGUGACGCAAUCAGAGAGCGCAGCAGUGUGGGGAGAUUCAUCUGGUUAGACACGGUGCUGCUGCUGCUGCUACUACAAUGGGCUUCCUGGUGUUCGUGCCGGUUCUGGGGUUGUGUUGGGGAUUUGCUUGUAGUGUAGCAUACGAAGCAGACUGCGAAGUGUGUACAGAGUAUUUGGACAGAUUUUACCACGCAUUACUAGAAAAAAAUGCUGAUUUUACACCAGCAGUCAUAGAGAAAGAGCUCAUUGAAGUCUGCGGAAAAUCUACUGGAAAGGAGAACCGUUUGUGCUAUUAUUUAGGGGCCACCAGUGAUGCAGCUACAAAAAUUCUGAGUGAAGUUACCCGACCUAUGAGUGCCCAUGUGCCAGCCAACAAAAUCUGUGAGAAACUACGAAAGAUCGAUAUGCAGAUAUGUGAGCUCAAAUAUGAAAAGAAACUAGAUCUUGAAACUAUGGACCUCUCCAAAAUGAAGGUGGCAGAUCUCAAGAAGAUACUCUAUAACUGGGGAGAAACAUGCAGAGCCUGCAUAGAGAAAACAGACUUUGUGCAACUCAUAAGGGAACUGGCUCCAAAAUAUAAAUGAGAAGCCACAAAUGUAAAGCCUUGCAUUUAUAAUAUUUAAUUUCCCUUUUUUCAGUUAGACACCUGUAAUAAUAAAUCCUGUUAUCACUCUCUGUAUAGCAGCAAAUAAAAAGAAUGGCUCAGGAAUAUAA